Molecule: messenger RNA, 10749 nt
Organism: Poecilia latipinna (sailfin molly)
Lineage: Eukaryota; Metazoa; Chordata; Actinopteri; Cyprinodontiformes; Poeciliidae
Gene: triob
Product: trio Rho guanine nucleotide exchange factor b
Exons: 61
Coding region: 255-9695 (3146 amino acids)
Biological process (GO): axon guidance; protein phosphorylation
Cellular component (GO): extrinsic component of membrane; cytoplasm
Molecular function (GO): guanyl-nucleotide exchange factor activity; ATP binding; protein binding
Source: RefSeq, a predicted model, not a curated record
CCUCCCUCUUCCUCCGCCACCUCCUCCUCAUCCUCUGCCUCACGUCCCAACUCGGGAGCGCCGCCGAUCGGUCGCCAGGAUUUUCCCCUCUCGGCCAAAACGGAGGAGGCUUGUCGCUCAUUGAGGGGAUAGGAUAUUAUGGAUCGGCUUCAAUGAAAGUCGCCAGGAUUCGCAUUCGUUGAUCGGUUCCGACUUGAAGCAAUAGAAACAACCCACGGAUACCUAAAGCCGUUUCCGCCCGAGCGACCGCAGCCAUGAGCGCAGGAGAGGGGCUAGAUGAGGCUGCAAAGGACGCGGCAGACAUAGCGGCGUUUUUCAAAUCGGACUGCUCUCUUCCAAAAUGUGAAUCCAAACUGGAUGGUCCUGGUCAAACCUCAGGGUUUCAUCGCAAUGAGGAUAUGAAGGCGAUUGAUGUGCUUCCUAUCCUCAAGGAGAAGGUUGCCUUUCUCUCAGGUGGCAGAGACAGACGUGGAGGUCCAAUUCUCACUUUUCCAGCACGGAGCAACCACGACCGAAUAAGACCUGAUGACCUCCGCAGACUUGUAGCGUACCUGGCCACUAUUCCAAACGAGGAGGUGGCCCGACAUGGCUUCACGGUCAUUGUGGACAUGCGUGGCUCUAAGUGGGACAGCAUCAAACCGCUGCUGAAGAUCCUGCAGGAAUCUUUCCCGUCUUGCAUCCACGUUGCCCUCAUCAUCAAGCCAGACAACUUCUGGCAGAAGCAGAGGACCAACUUUGGCAGCUCCAAGUUUGAAUUUGAGACAGUGAUGGUGUCCUUGGAGGGUCUGACCAAGAUUGUUGACCCUUCCCAGCUCACGGCUGACUUUGACGGCAGCUUAGAGUACAACCAUGAUGACUGGAUUGAGGUGCGUCUCUCCUUCGAGACUUUUGCCAGUGACGCAGCGCGAGCGCUGGCACGCCUCGAAGAGCUCCAGGAAACCUUGUCCCAGCGCGAUCUCCCACGGGACCUGGAGGGGGCUCGGCGGCUCAUGGAGGAGCACGCCGCGCUCAAGAAGAGGGCUACGAAGGCGUCGAUAGAGGAGCUUGAUACGCAGGGCCGAAGACUGCUCCAGAGGCUACAGCUACAGACUGCGGGGGUCGGGGGUGGCGGUGAAGGGGGUUACAGUAACCGUGGCGUUGGAGCCAGCGGAGACUCCAACGACCACCAUCAUGGUCUUCACGCACACGCAGACGCGCACAAUCUGGUUGCUAAAGUGACGGCGUUGUUGGAUAAGCUCCACGGGACGCGGCAGAAUCUCCAGCAGCUGUGGCACAUGAGGAAGCUGAAACUGGACCAGUGUUUCCAGCUGCGGCUCUUUGAGCAGGACGCUGAGAAGAUGUUUGAUUGGAUCAUGCACAACAAGGGGCUUUUUCUGACCAGCUACACUGAGAUCGGAGGGAACCACCAGCAUGCUGUGGAGCUGCAGACACAGCACAACCACUUUGCUAUGAACUGCAUGAACGUGUACGUGAACAUCAACCGGAUCAUGUCAGUUGGAAAUCGGCUCCUGGAGUCGGGCCACUACGCCUCCCAGCAGAUCCAGCAGAUCUCAGGCCAGCUGGAGCAGGAGUGGAAAGCUUUUGCAGCGGCGCUGGACGAACGCAGCACUCUGCUGGAGAUGUCUGCCAGCUUCCACCAGAAAGCCGAUCAGUACAUGAGCAAGGUGGAGCCGUGGUGUAAAGCGUGCGGAGAAGGAGAGCUGCCCUCUGAGCUGCAGGAACUAGAAGAUACCAUCCACCAUCACCAGGGACUGUAUGAACACAUCACCACUGCAUACUCAGAGGUGAGCCAGGAUGGCAAGGCCUUACUGGACAAGCUGCAGCGACCUUUGACUCCGGGAAGUGCCGAUUCGCUGAUGGCGUCGGCGAACUACUCGAAGGCGGUGCACCACGUCCUGGACAUCAUCCACGAGGUGCUGCAUCACCAGAGGCAGCUCGAAAACAUCUGGCAGCAUCGCAAAGUUCGCCUGCACCAGCGCCUGCAACUGUGCGUCUUUCAGCAGGACGUGCAGCAAGUGCUGGACUGGAUAGAAAACCACGGCGAGGCCUUCCUCAGCAAACAUACCGGUGUUGGAAAGUCUUUGCACAGAGCCAGGGCUCUGCAAAAGAGGCAUGAAGACUUUGAAGAGGUUGCACAGAACACCUACACCAAUGCUGACAAGCUGCUGGAGGCAGCAGAACAGCUGGCCCAGACUGGAGAGUGUGACCCAGAGGAAAUCUACCAGGCCGCCCACCAGCUAGAGGAUCGCAUCCAGGACUUUGUGCGGCGUGUCGAACAGCGUAAAGUCCUGCUGGACAUGUCUGUUGCAUUUCACACUCAUGUCAAAGAGCUGUGGACAUGGUUGGAGGAGCUUCAAAAAGAACUGCUGGAUGAUGUGUAUGCUGAGUCGGUGGAAGCAGUGCAGGACCUGAUCAAGCGAUUCGGUCAGCAGCAGCAGACCACCCUGCAGGCGACAGUCAAUGUUAUCAAGGAGGGAGAGGACCUCAUACAGCAGCUCAGAGACUCCGCUAUCUCGAGCAACAAGACCCCUCACAACAGCUCCAUGGCCCACAUUGAGAGUGUCCUGCAGCAGCUGGAUGAGGCCCAGGGUCAGAUGGAGGAGCUGUUCCAGGAAAGGAAGAUCAAACUGGAACUCUUCCUGCAGCUCCGCAUCUUCGAGAGGGACGCCAUAGACAUCAUCUCAGACCUGGAGUCAUGGAAUGAGGAACUGUCCAAGCAGAUGAAUGACUUUGACACAGAGGACCUGACCCUGGCUGAGCAGAGGCUUCAGCACCAUGCAGAUAAAGCACUUACCAUGAACAACCUCACCUUUGACGUCAUCCACCAGGGGCAAGAGCUGCUGCAGUAUGUCACAGAGGUCCAGACAUCUGGUGUGGAGCUGCUAUGUGACAGAGACGUGGACAUGGCGACGCGGGUUCAGGACCUGUUGGAGUUCCUUCAUGAGAAGCAGCAGGAGCUGGACCUGGCUGCAGAGCAGCACAGGAGACACCUGGAGCAGUGUGUCCAGUUAAGACAUCUGCAAGCUGAAGUCAAACAGGUUUUAGGUUGGAUCCGUAAUGGGGAAUCGAUGCUCAACGCCGGUCUCAUCACAGCCAGUUCGUUACAAGAAGCUGAGCAGCUGCAGAAAGAACAUGAACAAUUUCAACAUGCAAUUGAGAAAACCCACCAGAGUGCGCUGCAGGUGCAGCAGAAAGCAGAGGCGCUUCUUCAGGCAAACCACUACGACAUGGACAUGAUCAGAGACUGUGCAGAAAAGGUGGCGGAUCACUGGCAGCAGCUGAUGCUUAAGAUGGAGGACAGGCUGAAACUGGUUAAUGCAUCUGUGGCUUUCUACAAAACAUCUGAACAGGUGUGCAGUGUUUUGGAAAGCCUCGAGCAGGAGUACAAGCGAGAGGAGGACUGGUGCGGUGGUGCUGACAAACUGGGCCCAAACAGUGAGACGGAUCACGUCACCCCUAUGGUCAGCAAGCAUCUGGAGCAGAAAGAGGCAUUUCUCAAAGCCUGUACGUUAGCCAGACGCAAUGCCGAUGUGUUCCUGAAGUACCUGCACAGAAACAGUGUCAACAUGCCUGGCAUGCUGUCCCACGUAAAAGCUCCAGAGACUCAGGUCAAAAAUAUCUUGAAUGAGUUGCUGCAGAGAGAGAACAGAGUCCUCCACUUCUGGACCAUGAGGAAGAGGAGGCUGGACCAGUGCCAGCAAUAUGUGGUGUUUGAAAGAAGCGCCAAACAGGCCCUGGAGUGGAUCCACGACACCGGGGAGUUCUACCUGUCCACGCACACGUCCACUGGGUCGAGCAUUCACCACACGCAGGAGCUACUGAAAGAGCACGAAGACUUCCAGAUCACAGCAAAGCAAACCAAAGAGCGGGUGAAGCUGUUGAUCCAGCUGGCGGAUGGGUUUUGUGACAAGGGCCACGCCCAUGCCCUGGAGAUAAAGAAAUGGGUGUCCUCCGUGGACAAGCGCUACAGGGACUUCUCUCUCCGCAUGGACAAAUAUCGAACCAGCCUGGAAACGGCGCUUGGCAUCUCUUCCGAUUCAAACAAGGCUAGCAAAGAGCUGCAACUGGACAUCAUCCCAGCUACCGCUCCGGGGUCAGAGGUCAAGCUAAGAGACGCUGCCCAUGAACUCAAUGAGGAAAAGAGGAAAUCAGCAAGAAGAAAAGAAUUUAUAAUGGCUGAGCUGAUCCAAACAGAGAAAGCAUAUGUCAGAGACCUACGUGAAUGUAUGGAUACUUACCUGUGGGAAAUGACCAGUGGUGUCGAGGAGAUUCCUCCUGGCAUCGUCAACAAGGAACACAUCAUCUUUGGGAACAUGCAGGACCUCUACGAAUUUCAUCACAAUAUCUUCUUGAAGGAGCUGGAGAAGUAUGAGCAGCUUCCAGAGGAUGUCGGCCAUUGUUUUGUGACCUGGGCUGACAAAUUCCAGAUGUAUGUGAACUACUGCAAGAACAAACCUGACUCCACUCAGCUCAUCCUGGAACAUGCUGGACCCUACUUUGAUGAAAUUCAACAAAGACAUCGCCUUGCUAACUCCAUCUCUUCUUACCUCAUCAAGCCCGUUCAACGAAUCACAAAAUACCAAUUACUUCUAAAGGAGUUGUUGACAUGCUGUGAAGAGGGGAAAGGUGAAAUCAAGGAUGGCCUGGAAGUGAUGCUCAGUGUUCCAAAGAAAGCCAAUGAUGCCAUGCACCUCUCUAUGCUGGAAGGGUUUGACGGGAACAUAGACUCCCAGGGGGAGCUGAUUCUCCAGGAGUCCUUCCAGGUGUGGGAUCCCAAGACUCUCAUCCGGAAAGGCCGUGACAGACAUCUGUUUCUCUUUGAGAUGUCCCUGGUCUUCAGCAAGGAAGUGAAAGACUCGAACGGCCGCAGUAAAUACCUCUACAAGAGCAAGCUCUUUACAUCAGAGCUUGGAGUGACAGAACAUGUGGAGGGGGAUCCUUGUAAGUUUGCCUUGUGGCUGGGCAGGACGCCAACCUCAGACAACAAGAUUGUCCUCAAGGCAUCAAGUAUAGAGAACAAGCAGGACUGGAUCAAGCACAUCAGGGAAGUAAUCCAGGAGAGAACUGUCCUCCUGCGUGGAGCUCUGAAGGAGCCCAUUCACAUCCCUAAAGCCACUACUGCUAAACACAAAGGCAGGCGGGAUGGAGAGGAUCUAGACAGCCAGGGAGAUGCUAGCAGCCAACCAGAUACCAUCUCUAUCGCCUCCCGGACAUCCCAGAACACACUGGACAGUGACAAGCUCUCUGGUGGCUGCGAACUGACGGUGGUGAUCCACGACUUUGUGGCCAGUAACGGCAGCAGCAAUGGGGAGCUUACCGUACGCCGAGGCCAGACCGUGGAGGUUCUGGAGCGACUUCAUGACAAACCAGACUGGUGCUUGGUCAGGACCACGGACCGCUCCCCUGCUCAGGAGGGAAUCGUUCCCUGCUCCAUCCUCUGCAUUGCACACUCCCGGUCCUCCAUGGAAAUGGAGGGGCUAUUCAACCACAAAGACACAUUGUCUGUAUCCAGCAACGACGCCUUGCAGCCUGGGUCCAGCCACACUCUCGGACCCCAUAGCUCCCCUGGCCCCAAACGUCCGGGGAACACCUUGAGAAAGUGGCUUACCAGCCCGGUGCGAAGGCUGAGCUCCGGGAAAGCUGACGGACACGUGAAGAAACUCGCCCACAAGCACAAGAAAAAUCGCGACGGCACGAGAAAGAACAUGGACGCGAUACCUGGCUCGCAGAAAGACUCUGACGACAGCGCCGCCACGCCACAAGAUGAGACCCUGGAGGAGCGGAUGCGCAACGAAGGGCUGAGCAGUGGCACCCUUUCCAAGUCUUCCUCAUCAGGUAUGCAGAGCUGUGGCGAGGAGGAAGGAGAGGAGGGGGCCGACGCUGUCCCUCUACCGCCCCCUAUGGCAAUCCAGCAGCAUAGCUUACUGCAGCCUGACUCCCAAGAUGAUAAGUCUGCAUCUCGGCUGUCUGCUCGUCCCAGCAGUUCGGAGACACCGAGUGCCGCAGAGUUGGUCAGUGCCAUCGAGGAGCUGGUGAAAAGCAAGAUGUCCCUGGAGGACCGUCCCAGUUCUCUGUCAGUGGAGCAAGGCGACAGCAGCUCACCCUCUCUCAACCCCUCCGAUAACUCUCUGCUCUCCUCCUCCUCGCCCAUCGACGAGAUGGACGAGCGAAAAACCAACUUCCUCAAAAGGAGACACUAUGUGCUUCUGGAGUUGGUGGAGACUGAGAGAGACUAUGUCAGAGACCUGGGCUCUGUAGUGGAGGGCUACAUGAGCAGGAUGAAAGAGGAAGGAGUUCCGGAUGACAUGAGGGGGAAAGAUAAGAUGGUCUUUGGAAACAUCCAUCAGAUCUACGACUGGCACAAAGAUUUUUUCCUGGGAGAGCUUGAAAAGUGCUUGGAGGAUCCUGAACGGCUAGCUCCUUUAUUUGUCAAACAGGAGCGGAGGCUGCACAUGUACAUCGUGUACUGUCAGAACAAGCCUAAAUCUGAGCACAUUGUGUCAGAAUAUAUCGACACUUACUUUGAGGACCUUAAGCAGCGAUUGGGUCACAGAUUACAGAUCACAGACCUGCUAAUCAAACCAGUUCAACGGAUUAUGAAGUACCAGCUACUCCUGAAGGAUCUUCUCAAAGUUUCCAAAAAAGCAGGAGCGGAUACGACAGAGCUGGAGAAAGCUGUAGAAGUGAUGUGUGUGGUCCCAAAACGCUGCAAUGACAUGAUGAAUGUUGGACGCCUUCAGGGUUUCGACGGUAAAAUUGUAGCUCAGGGCAGACUGCUCCUGCAGGACACCUUCAUGGUCUCAGACCAAGAUGGAGGCCUCCUGUCCAGAAUGAAAGAGAGGCGAGUGUUUCUGUUUGAGCAGAUAGUUAUAUUCAGUGAGCCUCUGGACAAAAAGAAGGGCUUCUCUACGCCAGGCUACCUCUUCAAAAAUAGCAUCAAGGUGAGCUGCUUGGGUCUGGAGGAAAAUUCAGAUGACCCCUGUAAGUUUACGUUGAUCUCCAGGUCAUCCAGCGGUAACCUGGAAAGGUUCACCCUCCACUCCUCCAGCCCCGGGGUCAGUCAGGCCUGGGUCCACCAGGUCAGCCAGAUUCUGGAGAACCAGCGCAAUUUCCUCAAUGCUUUAACGUCACCCAUAGAGUACCAGAGGAACCACGUGGGAGGUGGAGGACCCCCCAGCAGUAGCAGCAGCAGUACAGGAGGUAGCAGCACCAACAGCACCUCCAGCAUGGGUGGAGGAGGAGGAGGUGGAGGGGGAGGAGGCGGUGGCUCUGGAGGAUCAGGGGGCAACUCCUCCUCCCUGUGCGGCCCUCGCUCCCGCCCAUCUCGUAUCCCACAGCCAUCCUCACGACUCCCCCAGCCCGUUCACCACCACCACCCCCCGGGCCCCGAGGGGCCUGACAGAUCAGCAGGUAUGUGGUCCCCCAGCCACCCGCCCCUUCCCUCUUACCCGUAUUCAGACAGCCCGACAAAUGGAGAGCUGCUGGCCUCUGAGGUCUUCACUCUGAAGAGGUCGGACAGUUCGCAAGGGAGUAACUAUAAUAACAGUAACAGGCUGGCAGAUAACACGGACGGGGGUCUGAGACAAACUUUUGGGGCGUACGAGGAAACCCAGACACAUCAAAAAACUGCAGUGCCACAGAUGCCAGUGGCUCCUCUGAGUUUUUCCCUCAGAAGCCCUCGAGUUGGGACAGUUUCCCCGCUUAUAUCCCCUCAAACCCCUGGAGGAGGAAAGGAACCGUUCGUCCCUUCAAGCCCGGCACAUAAAGGGAAUCCUUUCUGGGCUGUCGUUCCCCCCAUGCCUCCCUCUCCAGCCGGCAAGCCCGGUUCCUUCUCCUUCCCCAGUGACAAUAGCGGUGGUGGGGACUCCCUGGGCAGAGGAAUGCCGCCUUUCCUCCGCAACUCCGGCCACAGUAAGGAAACAGACAGAAUGAGCACCUGCUCCUCCACCAGUGAGCAGUCGGUAACAUCCACCCAGAGCAACGGGAGUGAAAGCAGUAGCAGCAGCAGCAGUGUGUCCACCAUGUUGGUGACCCAGGACUAUGUGGCGGUGAAGGAGGAUGAGAUCAGCGUGGUGCAGGGUGAGGUGGUCCAAAUGCUCGCCAGCAACCAGCAGAACAUGUUCUUGGUGUACCGGGCCGCCAACGAGCACUCCCCAGCGGCUGAAGGCUGGAUCCCUGGCUACGUGUUGGGACAUACCUCAUCCUCCACCACACCCGACCUCCCUGAAGGAACCAUCAAAAAAUCCCUGUCAUGGCACACUGCGCUGCGUAUCCGUCGAAAGUCUGAAAAAAGAGAUAAAGACGGCAGGAAAUUGGAAAACGGCUACCGCAAGUCCCAGGACGGCCUGGCUAACAAGGUCUCUGUCAAGCUUCUGAAUCCCAACUUCAUCUACGAUGCCCCCCCGGAGUUCCUCAUCCCUCUCAGCGACGCGUCAUGUGAGAGUGGCGACAGCGUCACCCUGAGGUGUAAGGUGUGUGGCCGACCUCGCGCCGCUGUCUCAUGGCGUGGACCCGACAAUAGCAUUCUGAGCAACAACGGACACUACAGCGUCACGUACAGUGAGACAGGAGAGGCAUCCCUGCAUGUCCUGCGAGUGUCUCUCGAGGACAGCGGCGUCUACACGUGUGUGGCCACCAACGUAGCGGGCACCGUCACCUCCUCCGCCGGCCUCACGGUGUCAGCUCCUAAUAACGGCAGCGAAGACAUCUGGAAAAGUAGUUUUGAGUCUUACUUCACAGAGAUCACUGAGCUUGGAAGGGGGCGAUUCUCAGUGACCAAGCGUUGUGACCAGAGAGGCAGUAAACGCACCAUCGCAGCAAAACACGUCAACAAGAAGCUGCUGUGUCGAGAGCAGGUGCUGCAGGAGAUCCGACUCCUCCAGACUCUGGACCAUCCAAACCUGGUCAGACUGCUGGACACCUACGAGACAGCCCACAGCUACGUCCUUGUACUGGAGAUGGCUGACCAGGGUCGCUUCCUGGACUACAUCGUGAGCUGGGGGAACCUGACUGAGGAGAAGGUGGCUUUAUACCUCCGAGAUAUCCUCGAAGCUCUCCAGUACUUGCACGGCUGGAAGGUAGCACACCUUGAUCUCAAACCUGAAAACAUCGUGGUGGAGCAGGUGUGCUCCCAGCCGGUGAUCAAGCUGACUGAUUUUGGUGACGCUGUUCAACUGGACCCUCAUUCCUCUCACAUCCAUCCCCUGCUGGGGAGCCCGGAGUUCUCUGCACCUGAGCUGGUCCUGGGUCAGCCUGUCUCUCUGACGUCUGACCUCUGGAGCUUAGGCGUGGUGACCUACGUUCUCCUGAGCGGCGCCUCUCCCUUCCUGGACGAAAGCCUGGAGGAGACGUGUUUGAACAUCUGUCGGCUGGACUUCAGCUUCCCCGAGGACUACUUCCAGGGCGUGAGCACAGAAGCCAAGGACUUUGUCUGCCUGCUCCUCCAGGGCGAGCUGGAGCGACGGCCCUCUGCUGGGUUCUGCCUGCAGUACCCGUGGCUCCAGCCCCGGGGCGUAGCCAGCGGCGGGUAUGGCCACGUGAAUCACAUGCAGCCUCCGUCGCCGAGUCACUACGGCACACAUCUGGACACCUCCAGGCUCAUCUCCUUCAUCGAGCGGCGGAAACACCAGAAUGACGUCCGGCCCGUUGGCGCCAUUCAGGCCUUCCUCCACAGCCGACUUUACAACCACACCUGACAGAGCGGUCAAAUCUGAUAGAAGACCACCAGGGGGGCCAGUCCACUAUGAACUCUUUCUCCUUCACUAAGCCACAGAAGUCCUGCUGCUGCUGCUGCUGCUGCUGCUGCUGCUGACUGACUGAAUGAUAAACUCCCACAGCCUAUUCUUACCUUGGCAUAUUUUCGCUAUGCCGGCACAACAAAUGACCUGACGGAAUCGAUUUGAGAUUUCAAACUUUGACUCAGCAGGGAGAAAAAAAAAAAAAAAAACACAGAAAGAAACGAGCUUUCUGAGCGAUCUGACGUGAGACGAGUAAAUCUCACGUUUGGACAGUGUUAAAGAAAAUAGAGUACUGUAUAUUAAGAACAAUUCAGGCUGCUUUCGGUUAAACUAAAGAGGACUUUUUUUUGUAACGAGAGAUUACUUUUUGUAAAUGAAAUCGUGUACAGUCGGGGAAAAUGGAGAACUGUCUUAAUUCGGCGGUUUUUGGAAAACGAAAGCAAGAAGGGGAAUGCGGACGCGAAGGGUCUCGUCGGUUCUGACGCAAGGUAGAAACUACCAAAAUCCUGUUUUCCAGAGAUACGUUAAAGCUACCGUUUGUGCAAUAGUUUUUGCUUAUCUUUAUCACCCCGAUUCAUUUCAGCCAGUCUUUUCGGAUUGUAACCUAGACAAGAACACAACUUGAACAAGCGUUAUAGUCAGCAAAGCUUUCCCGGAUCUCCAGCUGCAUCCGCCUUAGUUGUAAAUAAUCUUUUUCCUGCUUUACAAGGUUGUCCCUUUUUGUCCCCCUCCCCCUCUCUCCCUCCGCAGUCCCUCAAGAGUUUAUCUCAAAUGAAUUUACAACAAAACAAACAAACAAACAAAAAAAACAACAACGCUAUUUUGUGUGCAGAGCUGUAGUGAGUCCUUGCAGGACUCUAAAUGGUGGCUGGAUCCUCACGUUGAACAGAGACAGCUGCUAGAAAAUGCACUCGUUGUUCUGCAUCAGUUCUCAUGUGCAAUGUUGCAGCUUUACCAUGUAUGCAACUAUUUAUGAAGACUUGUGUUGUAGCCGUAUUCUUAAAAAAAAAAA